This is a messenger RNA of Phoenix dactylifera (date palm), 3310 nucleotides long. Its product is annotated as rho GTPase-activating protein 7-like. The record is from RefSeq and is a predicted model, not a curated record. Gene Ontology annotation, biological process: signal transduction. Lineage: Eukaryota; Viridiplantae; Streptophyta; Magnoliopsida; Arecales; Arecaceae.
AAAAAGCCCAAGCUUUUUGAAGAAGCUUGGGAGCCUAGAGAUUCCUUCUUGCUCUAUUUACAACAGCGGGUAGAGAGAGAAGAGGGGAAGGGCGUCUCUUUUGCUCAUCGUUAUCCCGUCUCAAUCUGGCCCCUUGCUUUCCUUUCUUUCCUUCUCCCAAGCCGGGGGCGGAAACCCUAACAUAUUCCUAUCGGCAGCGCCGAAAUCCCCAAAUCAUUGGCAUUUUGUUGCGGGAAUCGCACGCCAGAUCGCCGUGCGGUGGCCCGAUCCGUCGCUGUCCCGCGGAUGAGUGCUGGUGCUGGUGGCGCUGGGGGUUUGGAGAUUGUCUGUCUCCCACAUUUUCGUCUCUGUCUGGUUUUUAGUUGGAUAUCUUGUUGGCAUCGGAGGAUUUGGUGGAGAUCGGGAUGGUAGUGGUUCUGAUCUGAUGCUUCGAGUGUUGUUUGCUGGGAUUGGGGCGAGAUGUCGUCUGCUCCGGCCUCGGCGCCGCCGUUUGAGCGCCGUCGAGCCGUAGCAUCCAACACAGUGUUUAAGAGUGGACCGCUCUUCAUAUCAUCUAAAGGAAUUGGUUGGAAAUCAUGGAAGAAGCGUUGGUUCAUUCUUACGCGCACAUCUUUGGUUUUCUUCAAAAAUGAUCCUAGUGCACUACCACAAAGAGGUGGUGAAGUAAAUCUUACUUUAGGGGGUAUCGACCUAAAUAAUUCUGGGAGUGUGGUGGUUAGGGAAGAUAAAAAGUUGCUGACUGUUUUAUUUCCUGAUGGACGUGAUGGGCGUGCAUUCACCCUUAAGGCAGAGACAUCAGAAGAUUUAUUUGAAUGGAAAAUGGCACUAGAACAUGCUCUUGCCCAAGCUCCAAAUGCUGCCCUUGUGAUGGGACACAAUGGAAUAUUUCGUAAUGACAACACGGACACAUAUGAAGGGUCUAUCCAACAUUGGAGAGAUAAGCGCCCGAUCAAGUCAUUGGUUGUUGGUAGACCAAUUUUGCUUGCACUUGAAGACAUUGAUGGGGGGCCUUCCUUCUUAGAAAAGGCUUUGCGCUUUCUUGAGAAGCAUGGAACGAAAGUUGAAGGAAUCUUGCGACAGUCAGCUGAUGUAGAAGAAGUUGAUCGAAGAGUUCAAGAAUAUGAGCAAGGGAGGACCGAGUUUGCAGAAGACGAGGAUGCCCAUGUUGUCGGUGACUGUGUAAAGCAUGUUCUUCGGGAGCUACCAUCAUCUCCGGUUCCUGCAUCCUGUUGUACUGCAUUGCUGGAAGCUUACAGACUUGAAGGCAAGGAAGCUCGCAUUAAUGCUAUGCGUUCCGCAAUAUCUGAGACAUUUCCAGAACCAAAUCGACGGUUGCUGCAGAGGAUUUUAAAAAUGAUGCACACGAUAGCUUCUCAUACUGCGGAGAAUCGGAUGACUCCAUCUGCUGUUGCUGCGUGCAUGGCACCACUAUUAUUGCGCCCACUUUUGGCUGGUGAAUGUGAGAUGGAUGAUGACUUUGAUAUGAAUGGUGAUAAUUCUGCUCAGCUUCUGGCUGCAGCAAAUGCUGCUAACAAUGCUCAGGCCAUUAUCACAACUCUCUUAGAGGAGUACGAGAAUAUAUUUGAUGAUGAUAAUUUACACCAGUGCUCUCCGUCACAUGAUUCCCAGAUUGAAGACAGUGGCAGUGAGGAGUCAACAGAAGAUGGAAAUGCUGAUGUCAAAGAUAAUGGAUAUCAUGAUGCAGAAAAUGAUGUAGAUCCAGAAGUGGAUGAUGAUCCUGAACGUGUACUUAGUGGAAAACUGAGUGAAAGCAGUGGAUAUGCUGGCAGUGACCUUUAUGACUACAAGGUCUUUGCUGGUGAUGAUUCAGAUGCUGAGUCUCCUAGAGAUAAUCAGGCUUCAGCAACAAAUAUAGAGUUAACUAGAGGCUCCCAAUCCGAACUUAAUGAGCAUGGUUCAGCGGAUAAAACUAUCAAUAACUCGAUGACUGAGAAGGAUACCUCUAAUGUCUUACCUACCCAUGAGUCUCCUCUAUCAAUGGGAGAGAUUCUGUCAUCCUUUGAACCAGGAAUGUCUUUUCCAGCUCAUGUAGCUGAAUAUUGUUUGGAGAGGCAUCCAAGCAAACCGAAUGGAUCACACACACAAAUGAAGCGAACUAAUUUUUGGGGACGCAAUAAUGCCAGAAAGAAUCAAUCAGUGGAGGCAGUUGAUUCGUCCGGUGAAGAAGAGCUUGCUAUUCAAAGGCUUGAGAUCACAAAGAAUGACCUCCGGAUGAGGAUUGCAAAAGAGGCCAAAGGAAAUGCUAUUCUACAGGCAAGUCUGGAAAGAAGAAAACAGGCUUUGCAUGAGCGCCGCUUAGCUCUGGAACAAGAUGUCUCGAGGUUGCAAGAGCAAUUACAAGCUGAGAGGGACCUUAGAGCUGCUCUGGAGGUUGGCUUGAGCAUGUCUUCUGGACAGUUGUGUAGCUCACGUGCCAUGGAUUCUAAGACAAGGGCAGAACUUGAGGAGAUUGCCCUUGCUGAGGCUGAUGUUGCCAGGUUAAAACAGAAAGUUGCAGAACUCCAUCUUCAACUUAAUCAACAACGUCAAAAUCACUAUGGAUCUCUCUCUGAUGCAUGUGAUCGCUAUCAGCACCUUCCAGCCCAUCUUACACAACAAAAGAUUGUUCAGCAAGAUUUUGAUAUGAGCCUUGCUUUCUGCAACCAUGAGAGGAAACAGAUAAACGAGGAGAGCUCAUCUGGAACAGAUUGGAGGAACAUUAAGCCUCAAGUGCCACCUCAUGCUAGUUCCAACAAGCUUUCUCGUAAACUUUCCUUGGAGACAGGUGUAAUCGAAUUAAAAGGUAUGGAAGCAUCAACAAGCAUGUCAUCAGAAAGCAUGGCUGCCAUUGCUAAUGAUACUCCCAGAACAACCGAGGGUAUGGAAUCUCAGAGGCCACCUCCGGUGGCAUCUUCUACUUUGGUGGAACUGACAGCUCGUCUUGACUUCUUCAAAGAACGGAGAUCCCAACUCAUGGAACAAUUGCAUAGCCUUGAUUUGAGCCAUGGAGCGCCCCCACAUGGAUUAGCAUACAAAUCCUCCUCUCCUUGGAACAGUCCAAGCUGAGAGAAACAUGUAAACCACUUGUACAUCCUCUAUUCGAGUCAUCUGUAUGUUUCGCAAUUUCGUUUUUGAUUAUGUUGUAUGAAUGGACACUUCUGGCAAAGUUGUUUUAUCUUGUAGAGAGUAGAAGAGACCAGUGUGAAAUUUUGGCUCCUGGUUUUCACUUGUGUCAUUUUGCCCUUGUAAACUGGAGAGAUUAUAUCAGCUGUAUUUAAUCAGUUAAAACCCCAAUUUUAAACUCCUGCAC